UUUUCCAAUCAUUCUAUUGCUGGACUCUUUCUCGUCAACAUCAUUUCCACGCUCAUUCUCCUGCUCCACGAACAAUUCACAACUGUUCCCCCAAGUUUUGAAGUCCUAUUAAACCCACACCCACCAAUUCGUCACCCCCUUCAUCUCAUUAACAAUGGUGCAGUCCGACACUCGCGGAAACUUUAUCUCCUACAACCCUACUCCCACAGAAUUAUCUCCGAAUGGGGCGAACCAUUCUUCUCCGGCGUCCGCAGUAAACAUGUCGACCCCUCAAGGGUCCCAUGCUCCUUCACUCUUCAACCUCAGUGGUGAUGAAUUCCCCGACUUUCAAAGAAGCGGCAGGUCUCUCCUGAGGCCCCCCACAGGUCGCUCUACUCCCUCGGCAUAUGUUUCUAGUGGCCCAAGUUGUCAGAGAAAUGCAAGUACCAGACCAAGUAACACUUCUGAAUCGUCAUCAUCGGUCUUUUUUGGUGGACCUCCUGCACCCAUGCCGCUAUUUCAACCAAGCAACGUGAACAUGGUUCAUGGACAAGGACAAGGAGUUGUUCCUCCACCCCCGACUGUACCUGGAAUGGGAGCAGGUCAGCCAGGUCAGCAAAAUGCAGUACCAUUUAACGUGAUGGAAUUCCAGGCAGGAGGAGGAGGAGAAACCAACUAUCAUUUCUACGCCGGAGCUACUGCUAUUCAUCUCCACACUCCAGGAACCUACGUGGUUGGCCUAACUGCGGACAUCACUGUUGGUGAUCGUGGAUCAAGGGGACGAGCUCAUCAUCAUCCUCAUCGCCAUCAUCAUCCUGGUCAUGUCGACCCAGCAACUCACAGUUUAGAUGUAACAGGACAUCAUUAAUAGCCAUUUGUCAGGAGCAACAAUGGAAUCUACUCAUAAGAGUAACUCAACUCGUCGGCUAAAGGAAAUCUGCUGUCUUAUCUGUAUCCACAACCCAGCUCAAUUCUACUUCUACUAUCUCUUCUACUAUCUCAAUUCUACUUCUACUAAAUUAAAAUACAACUGAGUAAGAAACACGAAUUUUCAAGUAAUUCUAGUAUUAAAUAUUUGGUAAUUCGCCACAUUACAAAUUAUUUAGACUUAAGUACAUUUCAUUUCAUAAAAAAUUUUUGGAAUGUUUUUUUCAAAAAGUAAAAGUUUCAAUGCUUAUUCUUAAAUAGCUGUUAUAUAAUGUACGUAUAUUUCGUACAUUGUUAGUUAACAUGAUAAACUAAACACAUUUUUUCCAUACAAUUGAUGAAUAAAUCUUAAAUUGAGACUCAA
Molecule: messenger RNA, 1270 nt
Organism: Folsomia candida
Lineage: Eukaryota; Metazoa; Arthropoda; Collembola; Entomobryomorpha; Isotomidae
Exons: 2
Coding region: 155-847 (230 amino acids)
Source: RefSeq, a predicted model, not a curated record